AUGACGACCGAAGACGCCGCAACCUGCUUCAUCGCCGCCCCCCGCUGCUCCAACUCGUCCUCCACAUCCACUUGCCAACAACUCUCGCCUUCACCCUCGCCACCCAUGUCCCCGGCUCACUCGGUCAUGUCUGAGUCGUCAAUGUCCAGUGUCGACAACGACAGCAGAUCUGACUCCGAAGACGAUGGUGAUGAAGAACACCGAUCCCGUUUGCAAGUAACCUAUAUGCGCCCUGGUUGUAUCGAAGAACAUAUCAUCAAAAGCCGUACCCUUGCCGCCGCCAAAGUAGCCGCCGCUGCCGCCGCUGCUGCCGGUGCUGGGCCAACGCCUAUGGAGCAUUGA
Molecule: messenger RNA, 342 nt
Organism: Linnemannia hyalina
Lineage: Eukaryota; Fungi; Mortierellomycota; Mortierellomycetes; Mortierellales; Mortierellaceae
Source: the annotation of a GenBank genome assembly